AUGGCCUGCUUGUACUUCGCGGCCAGCGGCGCCGGGAUAUUGUGGCAGGUCGAAAGCGAAGUAGGUCUCCCUCAACUGCCGAUCCUAGCAGUGGGUGCCUUUGCAUGCAUCUUGGUCCUACUGUUGAGGAGAUGCCGAUGCAGCCACGAAGUGUGCAGUUGCCGUCAGCGUGCGUGCUUGUUUCUGAUGGCGCUCUGUUGCGGAUUUGCUUCGUCGGUGAUGUACACCAGUGGGAGUAUGGGUUCCACAAUCCAGCUUGCCUUGGGCAGCCUGUGGCUGAUUUGGUUUGUGCUUGUUUGCUGCUUAGAGUUUGAUCGGAUGACUUUCGCAGAUGCCUUUCUGAGCAGCAGAUUCUUGGAGCAGGACUUGUCCCAUCGAUUGAUCAUGGAGGCGGGCUGUUCAUCGGACACAGACAAGGCACGUCUGCGGGCGGAGAUUUUUCAAAGCGGGCAAGCGCAAGAGGUAGAGGAGGCGGUGGCAGUCUUGCUGCGCAUGAACAUCUUCACCUACGAGCUGCACCGCACGGCAGCUUUGACUGGGGAGCUCGGUGAUAUGUCAACCUUCAGCCGCUUUUGGGUUGCUGGCGCACUGAUUUGGUGGAGCCUGUUUCCUCUGGUUUUGCGUGGGACGAGUACGACAGUCAUGAUUGAUAUUCUCAUCGCUGUCAUGCCAGCUCAAGCAAUAUGCUGGCUCAUACUUGCCUGGCUGUUACCGCAAGACAGGAGGGCCUUCGCAGCUUCUAGUCUAAAGCUAUGGCUUUUGGUGGUAUUUCUCAACAUCAGUUGGAUCGUGGAUUCUGGCCGGUCGUUCGUUCUUUGGUACCUUUGCGCUGGAUCUUUGGUGUUGGGCCCAUCGUGUCUUGCACUUUCUCUUGCUGGACCCCUGCGACUUGCCCGUCUGCCUGUUCUGGGAGUUCCCUUAGUGCGGCUGCUCAUUGGCCGAAAUGUAUUCUGUCGACGCCGGGCGCGAAGAGACCGGGGAGAAUUUCCGACAGAUCUGGUAUGUCUGGAGGUGAACAAAAUGAAGACUUGCGCCAGGGAGAUGAUCGACGUUGACGACGAGAUGAUCCCCAGCUGCUUCACGAACUACAGCGGCAACGAGUUGGGCUGUCUUCCGAAUCAGGUGCGGAAGACUGGCGAAUGGUACAGCAAGAAUCCGGGCGUGCUUGCUGUGCUGUGGGAUGCCAGUGGCAUCAUCGUGUACCACAUCCCGCAGGCCGAAAUACCGGAGGACCUGAAGAACGACAAGCCCGAGCCGAACUCGUGGCCCGGUCGAUGGCGAUUCGCCUACAUGCCCUUCGAUCCCUCGGGCUGUGUCAAUGUGGCGCGGCCACAGGAGAUCGUCUUGAACAUUGCCUUGUGUGGAGACUGGGCCGGAAAUGCGUGGUGGGAUUGUGAGGAAUGCAAGAAGACAGGCUUCGUGCCCAACUACUGCAUCCCAGCCCACGUCACCGAGCCCGCAACGGACUGCUGCACCAUCUACAUGAGCAACCCGUCGGCGGAAGAGAAUCUGAAGACCAAGGCGUACUUCGAUAUUGAUUAUAUCAAGGUCUUUCAGCCCAAAGACUCGAACAUGCCGAAGUACGCGUCCGGCACCUACAGGACCGGGGGCGAGGCAAAGUGA
This is a messenger RNA of Symbiodinium sp. CCMP2592, 1623 nucleotides long. Lineage: Eukaryota; Dinophyceae; Suessiales; Symbiodiniaceae. The record is from the annotation of a GenBank genome assembly.